This is a messenger RNA of Ceratitis capitata (Mediterranean fruit fly), 1675 nucleotides long. Its product is annotated as acetyl-CoA acetyltransferase, mitochondrial. The transcript has 3 exons. Gene Ontology annotation, biological process: fatty acid beta-oxidation. Gene Ontology annotation, molecular function: acetyl-CoA C-acetyltransferase activity. Lineage: Eukaryota; Metazoa; Arthropoda; Insecta; Diptera; Tephritidae. Bases 168 to 1649 code for a protein of 493 amino acids. The record is from RefSeq and is a predicted model, not a curated record.
AUAUAUUUUUUUUUACAGUUACAAAAUUUUAAAUAAAUUCUCAGAUGUAUAAAAAUUUGUACACUUCCGCAAAAAUCUUUUACAAUUGAAAUCAGCUGAUUGACGUGUCUGUAACAGUGACCUUACCCACAAAAGAAGAAGAAGAAGACGUGCAGUGAUAAAAGAUAAUGCAUAAAUUAAAUAAUAUUUUCGUGAAUACAAUAUGCUGCAAUUUCACAAAACAACUCUCUGAUCUCGCUCGCUAUGAUUUAAGCGAUGUGGUGAUUGCAUCUGCGGUACGCACGCCAAUUACCGGCUUCAGCGGCCACCAUCCUGCCCUGCCAGUAACCAAGUUAGGCGCUGUGGCUAUAGAUGCGGCUCUCAAGCAAUCUGCUGUUCCGCCGGAAGCUGUGCAACAAGUAUAUUUUGGUAAUGUUUUGGCGGCUGGUGUAGGACAAGCGCCUGCACGCCAAGCUACACUUUUAGCCGGCUUAUCGAAGCGUGUAUGUUGUACAACGGUUAGCGCGUCGAGUGUGACUGGCAUUAAAACGAUAAUGUUUGCGGCACAAGCUGUUAAACUGCGUUUAGCUGAUGCCGCUAUAGCAGGCGGCAUGGAAUGUUUAUCAAAUGUGCCAUAUUAUAUGCCGAGAACAAUAGUCAAAAGCGGCAAUAUAUCUAUGCAGGAUGGCUUGGUUGUAGAUGGCGUGACGGAUAUUCCGAUUAAAAACAAUUUUGGCAUAACCAAAGAAGAAUGUAUUAACUAUACGAAAGAAUCUUACAGUCGUAUGCGUAAAGCAGCACGGGAUGGAUAUUUUGACCUAGAACUAGUGCCGUUACGUAUAAUGCUGGCAUCUAGAACACCAAUUACUGUAUCUGAAGAUGAACAGCGUCCUUUACCAAGCGCAUUGAAUGAACUGGAAAAUGUUGACCAGUAUAAAGGACUUGUUUUGGGUGACGGUGCUGCCGCUUUAGUGCUUACAACAUGCGAAAUGGCCAUGCGUUGGAAUUUGAAGCCAUUAGCGCGAAUAAUAGCGUUCAAUGAAUCGAAAACAAAUCAACAGGAUUUCUUAAAAGCGCUAAAUAUAGUUGUUAAACGUCUUCUCCAGCAUACGCACUAUAACACGGAGGAUAUUUCAUUAUGGGAACUUCAUGAUUCAAAUUCCGCUGUGCCAUUAGCGAUAAUUAAAGAGUUGGAAUUAAAUCCAUUAAAAGUUAAUGCACACGGUGGUUCCAAAUGUCUGGGUAAUCCCAUAGCUAUGUCAGGCGCACGUUUGGUCACGCACUUAACACAUGCCCUGCAGCCGGGUCAAAUAGGAUGUGCAGCAAUAGCUAAUGAAACUGGUAAUGCUUCGGCAAUAUUAUUGGAAAAAAUUGCAUAUGACGAGGAGCAAGCGAGCAACAAACUGCCACAUUUAACAUUGUAUACUAAGGACGACUGUACACUAUGUGACGAGCUACUCAAUGAGCUUGAAAUUUAUUUCAAUGGCCAAUAUACGCUGGAAAAAGUGGAUAUCACAAAAAAGGAGAACUUGCGAUUCUUACGUCUUUAUCGUCUCGACAUUCCAGUACUUUUCCUCAAUGGGCAAUUUCUUUGUAUGCACAGAUUAAAUGUAAAUCUACUGGGCCGCAAAAUGGAAGAGUUGCGAGAAAAAAAUUCCUCAAAAAGCUAAUUUAUGAACAAAAUUUGAAAAUGUUU